Messenger RNA from Juglans microcarpa x Juglans regia, 2286 nucleotides. Its product is annotated as U-box domain-containing protein 11-like. Gene Ontology annotation, cellular component: cytoplasm; nucleus. The record is from RefSeq and is a predicted model, not a curated record. NCBI's taxonomy places the organism in Eukaryota, Viridiplantae, Streptophyta, Magnoliopsida, Fagales, Juglandaceae. Gene Ontology annotation, biological process: protein ubiquitination. Gene Ontology annotation, molecular function: ubiquitin-protein transferase activity; protein binding.
UCGCUUUCCUUACCAAAACACACCCACGCACUCCCUUACUCCUCUGCCUAGGGAGAGUCGCCGAUAGAGAGGGCUCAUAAGAGCGAGACGGCAGUCCAAACUCUCACACACGAGACAGAAGGUAGUUGGGGCUUCCAAUUUCAGUCGCCUGCGUCGUACGUGACGUUAUGGCCAGCGGCGCACUCCUCGAUCUCGUGUUGGACAUUGUCACUUCCGGGCCCGCCGCUUCCGGCAUUGCCGACGGCGACGCUUUGUUGGUGUUCAGGAAGGACUGUACGGAUCUGAUCCGUCGGAUUGCAUUGCUCACGCAUUUGCUCGAGGAGAUUAGGAACUUCGCCCGCUCCGGCCAUUCUCCGUCGUCUCAUGUUUCGACUUCUUACUCCACUUCUUCCUGGUCGCCCGAUCUGGUGGUGGCUCUCCGGGCCACCAAGCGGCUUUUAUUGCUUGCUGGAAACUUCCGCUCCAGUAACUCUUCCGAUGGAGCUGUGGGGAAGAUUGCGUCCCAAUUUCAAUGUGUGACGUGGAAAUUGGAGAAGGCAUUAAGCAGCAUACCAUAUGAUCAUUUUGGAAUCUCAGAAGAAGUUCAAGAACAGGUGGAACUGGUGAGAUCACAGCUGAGAAGAGCUGCAGAAAGAUACGGAUCUUUGAAUUCAAAAAUGUUGUCUCUUGUCUUAACCCAGCUGCUGGAUGAAGAAAUUGAUCUGCAACAAUCAGGUGAAUGUGUGAUUGGAAGUUUGCGUAUUCAGAAUACUGGUAGUAGUAACGAUGAUGAUGUGCUGGAUGCUAUUCCAGGAAGUAAUGGUCCAAAAAGGCGCGAUGCAAACCCGACAAGUAAUAAAACUGAAAGGCAUGGAAACUCUUCUGAUCCUUAUGAGGCUAUUCUAGCAAAUAAUGUUGGUGCUGAUGGUCUAGACAAUCCAGCCACCAACAGUUUAGAGAACGUCAAGAAGCCUGAUCCAGUUGUAAUUCCUAAAGAUUUUAUUUGCUCCAUAUCCUUAGAACUUAUGAGAGAUCCAGUUAUUGUUGCCACUGGACAGACAUACGAGAGAGUUUUCAUACAGAAAUGGCUAGAUUCGGGGAAUGCAACAUGUCCAAAAACUCAGCAGAAGCUUGAAAAUUGUACACUCACUCCAAAUUAUGUUCUUAGAAGUCUAAUUACUCAAUGGUGUAUUGACCACAAUAUUGAGGAGCAAAAAGGACUAACAAAUGGGAAGAUUAAAAGAAGUGAUGGGUCAUUUCGUGAUGUUAGUAAGGAGAUAGCAGCUAUUCAAGCUCUACUUCACAAGCUCUCCAGCCAGUCAUCUGAGGACCGUAGAGAGGCCGCAGCUGAAAUCCGAUCGCUAUCCAAAAGAACCACAGAUUACAGAGUAUUAAUCGCAGAAUCUGGAGCCAUUCCGGUCCUGGUCAAUCUCUUAACAACAGAAGACGUGUUAACACAAGAAAAUGCAGUUACUUCCAUUCUCAACCUCUCCAUAUAUGAAAACAACAAGGCGCUCGUAAUGCUUGCUGGAGCUGUUCCUUCAAUUGUCCAUGUCCUCAGAAAUGGAAGCAUGGAAGCAAGAGAGAAUGCAGCCGCUACCCUUUUUAGCUUGGCUCUUGCAGACGAGAACAAAAUAAUAAUAGGUGCAUCAGGUGCAAUCCCAUCUUUGGUGGAAUUGCUCCAAAAUGGGAGCGCUAGAGGGAAAAAGGAUGCUGCGACAGCAUUGUUCAAUAUGUGUAUUUAUCAGGGGAAUAAGGGCAGGGCAGUGAGGGCAGGGAUAAUCAAAGCGUUAUUGAAGAUGCUUACAGAUUCAAGCAGUUGCAUGAUUGAUGAAGCCCUAACUAUAAUGUCAGUUCUUGCUAGCCACCAAGAGGCAAAGGUUGCUAUUAUAAAGGCUAGCACCAUUCCUGUUUUGAUAGAUCUUUUGAGAACAGGAGUACCUCGCAACAACGAAAAUGCAGCUGCAAUUAUACUUGCCUUGUGCAAGAGGGACACUAAUAAUCUUGCCGCCAUAAGUAGGCUUGGUGCUGUCAUACCAUUGACGGAGCUUGCCAGGAGUGGCACGGAGAGGGCCAAACGGAAAGCUACUUCAUUGUUGGAGCAUCUUCGAAAGUUACAGCAGCCCUAAAAGGAGUAGUUCUACCUAAUUAGAAAUUUUUAUUUGUUUCAGGUGCCAAAACUGAGAAUAGGGGCUUGAGAUAUUAAUGACCGUCUCAUUGCUUCUGUAUUUGUUACGUGUACGAUCAGUGUGUAAAAACUUCAUUUGAUAUGAUGUUUUCCAUAGAAUACUUCACCUGGAAAUUGCA